AUGGGACCGCGAGCAGGAGAGAGUCGGAAGCUUUCCGGCAAAGUGGUGCACGUCAGCGCUGACGGUCGGUAUGGCUACAUUCGGGUCAAUAACCGCAGGGGGCCAGAUGUUCAUUUCUGGAUGGACGUGGUGAGGGACUCUGGUGGCUUGAGUCUGGAUUUCGGUGAUCGCGUGGAUCUUUGGAUUCAGCCGCAAGGCGAAGGCCGGACGACAGCAGGGGCCGUGCAUUUGGUCUCCCUUGCGCGCGAUACGGACCGGCGGAAGAAAGCAUUGGCGCAGAUGGAGCAAUGGAGGCAGCAGAUCUGCAUGCAAAACCCACCCGUGCAGGAUGCCAAGUUCCAGGCUCGAAGCGGCAGGGCCCUCUGGCAAGCAGUCCUCGAUCUCCUGGAGCCCACCAUGCGCAACGAGACUUGGCAAGCGGAAGCGCGGCGGGGGCCAGGGCCAAGCUCCGCCUCUCCGCCCUCUCAGAGUGCCGAGGCUGCCAGCCCAAUUACUUGCCGCCACGCUUUCUGUGCCGAGCGCCACUAUGCAGAGAAGGUCUACCUGCAAAAUCGGGCCCUGCGCAACGAUCCCGCGGAGCAGUCGUCGAUGAGUGUGGAAGAGGUCAACUACACCCACGCUGAGAUCAGCGAUCAGUUUGGGGAUGGGCGACCUUUGGAAUCCCUUCUUGCGGACCUCAGGCGAGGCAAGAUCUUGCCUUCGGAUGACAGGAUGCAGCUGGAGGCAUGCCUGCUGAAAGACAAGUACCGGUCUCUGAACAAUCGGCGUCUCCGAGUACUUAAGCUCUUCCAUUCGGAACAGAAACGGAUGGAUCCGACAUGCGAUGUUCAAGUGCAGGUCCAACUGCGCCCGCUCUGCAAGAGCACGGCCCGAUUUAUACAAGAGCUAUGCAAGUCAGACGACCGGUCGGAGCAGACCUCACCCCUGCACCCCGGCGCCAAGCAAGCCAAGCAGACUCUCUCGGACAUCGAGAACGCGAGUGUGCAAAAUCGCAAGAACGCGCUGGUGACCAAGUGGGCGCUCUCGAGCCUGGGAAAGGCGCAGGAAGUCCUUGUCUCAGCCUUGACUUACAUCGGUGCACCGACUCGGCAACGCACUGGCCUGAUCAAUACAGUCAGCAGGGACAAAAGGAGAAGGCUGGAUGACGACAUGACGAACAUGAUCAACAUCAAAAGGGAGCAAGUCAUCAAUGGAGAGGAAGUAGAAGUGGUGGAGUUUGAGGAGAAGCUGUACAUGCUGAACCAAAAGCUGUGUAAGGCUUUGCAGGACAAGCAGGACCGCCAGAGAGAGGCCAUCAAGAUCAAAAUUCGCAUCGUCCCUCUGUGUCCCUGGACAGCGAAGAUGGUCCUCGCGAACAGCAGCCGCACAGAUGGAAAGGAUGUGGAGUCAAAGGGCUCUGAGUCGGAAUGGCCCUUGUGUCGCCUUGUGUACCUUCUGCUGGACUUGGCCAACGGCUUGGCGCAAGAGCCAAACUUUGCCUCGACAUUCGACUUAAUUGCUGCGUCGGCCCUUCUUGGGCAGGGUGCCCUGAUAGCGGCACUAAAGGAGCAAGAGCAUGGAUCGCGAAUGUGGGAGGCCGCAGCCUUGCUCCUGCUCAACCUUUUCAAGCUGGCGCCAACUGGCUCAAAAGCAGCAAUGCCAGUAUGUGCUUACAUGCAGGAUGUCACGGACGAGCUAAGAGACCUCGAGGAAAGCAAUUGCCAGAGCAGGAGGUGGCUGAACUUGCUUUCCUUCAGUACGCGUGCCAUCGUUGGCCGGUCAUCUGAUGCUUACGAAGCUAACUGGGAUAUGUUGUCACUUGUACCCACCCUGCACCAAAUCCAGCGUGGCGAAGAUCAGUGGAACCGACGGCGCAAUGCGAGAGAGCUGCCCACAGUGCGGGAGCGGGGCCGCUACAACUCAGAGCAGCAUUACCUGGAUACUUAUUUCCGGCUUCUUCGCGAGGAAUGCCUGGCUGCCAUUCGCAGCACAUUGCAUCAUGUCGGCAACGGGAACAUGGAGGCAGAGCAGAUUCGCCGAGAUGGAAACAUCUUCGAUGCUUGCCUGACGGGCUUUAAUGUUUCGCGAAACCAGGGAGGUGUGCUUGACAGCCGCAUCAAGGUAGUGUUCCGCGUACGGCCCAACGGCACAUGGGAGAGAUGGCGGUCGAAGAUGGACAGGUCAUUCAAGUUCGGUAACUUGGUAGCAUGCAUUAGCGACAAUGCCGUUUCUCAGCCAAUUUGGAUGCUGGUCGCUUGCCGUGAUGUGAAGAACCGCACUGUGGCAUUGGGUUUGUACAGCGCGGGGGAGGACGAUACGACCCGACUGGCACGGAUGUGGGAUGCAGGGAAGCUGAUGCUGAUAGCAUCCACUACAUACUUCCGAUCGCUGGAGCCUGUUCUGCGGCGGCUGCAAGACGCAGAGCAAGUGGGGUUUCCCUUCAAGGAGGAGCUGGUGUAUUGUCAGACUACCCCAAGGCGACCCUCAAACGUCCAUGCUGCUGAUCCAGUUGACUGGAAGUUGUUCUUCCGCGGCCCGAGACCUGAUGUGAAGGAUGACUGCAAGUUUCUGGUGGUUGGUGGCCCGGAGCCGUCUGGACGGCCAGUCCGUUUCACGGGGACCAGCGUUGAGUCUCCCGACGGAGAGGCACUCUUCAAGGUUUUCCUGACAAAGCAUGACGGGGAAUACGGUUUCCGGCUGCAAAACUUGGCCGGUCAAAUCUUCAUCCAGCUCCCGGGAACCGAGACAGGCAUUCCGAGCCAGGGGCCGGUGUAG
Molecule: messenger RNA, 2754 nt
Organism: Symbiodinium sp. CCMP2592
Lineage: Eukaryota; Dinophyceae; Suessiales; Symbiodiniaceae
Source: the annotation of a GenBank genome assembly